Molecule: messenger RNA, 1846 nt
Organism: Rubroshorea leprosula
Lineage: Eukaryota; Viridiplantae; Streptophyta; Magnoliopsida; Malvales; Dipterocarpaceae
Source: the annotation of a GenBank genome assembly
GCGGUUUGGGGACGGACUUGAAGCAGGCUUUAAUGGCGAUUCGGUCACUGUUCGCCGCUACUCGGCGACUGAUAUCUUCUGUUGCUUCGCCUACUCAUGCCGUGAACAAACCGUUGAGGGAAGCUACCACCAAAGAAACGCUUUGGAGUACCAUUUUGAAGCUGAAAUCGCCGACGCAGAGGGCAACCACGGUGUUACAAAAUUGGAUCGAAUCGGGCAACAAGGUUACCGUUACCGAACUUCGGCGCGUCUUAAGACAGCUGAAGAUAUCUCGGCGUUACCACCAUGCUCUUGAGAUCUUGACAUGGAAGGAAGCUCAGACAGAUUUCAAGAUGACAGCAGAUGACCAAGCCAUGAAAUUGGAGUUACUCAUCCAGGUCCGUGGUUUAAAGGCGGCUGAAGAGUAUUUCAAUCAUAUGUCCAGCAACACUGCUUUGCCGAAAAAGGCCUUUGCGCCAUUUCCCCUCCUUCUUAGUGGUUAUGUUAAAGAAAGGAAUGUUGAGAAAGCUGAGGCUCUUAUGAGUAAAUUGAAUGCCUUGGGACUGAUUCUUGAACCCCAUCCCUUCAAUGAAAUGAUGAAGCUUUAUGUGGCAACCUCUCAGUACGAGAAAGUGCCCCUAGUUAUAAUGCUUAUGAAGAAAAACAAAAUAUGCAGAAAUGUUCUUUCAUACAACCUUUGGAUGGAAGCAUGUGCUAAGUUCUCUGGGAUUGAAAAGGUAGAGAUGGUCUACAAAGAAAUGCUGGGUGAUAAGUAUGUGAAAGUGGGAUGGAGCACACUAGCUACUUUAGCUAAUAUUUAUACAAAGGCAGGUCUUGUUGAGAAAGCAGUUAUGGCCUUAAAAAAUGCGGAAAAGAAGCUAUCUACUAGCAAACGCCUGGGUUAUUUCUUUCUUAUUACGCUGUAUGCAUCUUUGAACAAGAAGGAUGAAGUUCUUCGGCUUUGGGAGGCUAGUAAACUGGCAGAUGGGAGAAUCACGUGUACCAAUUAUUUGUGUAUAUUGUCAUGCUUGGUGAAACUAGGUGAUCUUGCAGAAGCCGAGAGGAUAUUUAAGAAAUGGGAGUCCAAAUGUCAGAAUUAUGAUAUCCGAGUCUCCAACGUCCUUUUAGGUGCAUACAUGCGGAAUGGAUUGGUAGAGAAAGCUGAGCUUCUGCAUCUCCAUACAUUGGAGAGAGGCGGGCAUCCAAACUUUAAAACAUGGGAAAUUCUGACAGAGGGAUGGCUGAGAAGCCAAAACAUGGUAAAGGCCAUUGAUGCCAUGAAGAAAGGGUUAGCUGUGCUAAAAAACUGUAAGUGGAACCCAUCACAUAGUACUCUUAUGGCCUUUGUAGAAUUCUUUGAGAAGCAUGGCAGUUUUGAAGAAGCAAACCUUUACAUCAAAGAUAUCCAUCAACUUGGUCUUGGAAGUUUACCACUAUAUAAGUCAUUGCUUAGAAUACACCUUUCUUCUAAGAAACCAGCACAUGACAUCCUUGACAUGAUGGAGAAGGAUAAAAUUGAGGUAGAUGAUGAGACAUCUUCCCUCAUCCAAGCUCUCAGCAUACCAAGUCAAUCAAAUUUAUGAGGAAAAUUAAAAUGGAGAAGAUGACAAGGAAGAGAUUCAAUAGAAGUGGAAAGCAUUAUGGCUUAUGUUCCUCGUUCAAGGUUCCUUUCAUUAGGGAAGCUGGUUCUUGUCAUUUAGAGAAGAAAGUGAUCUUGGUAGAUAAUUCUAAUCUUGUUAUUUUUAAACAAAAGCAAAACGUAGGCUUGGUUAGCCACUGCAGAUGCUGCCAAUAGGGUGCCGUCGUAGAUGGUAUGUGAUCACUAACUGUAAGUAGGGAAUACUAACUGCUGCUAUGUAAUUACCAG